AGGUGAGGUUGUCUCCAUGUAAGAGAUGCUCUUUGUCCCUUAACUCCAUUGUACAAAGCUGAGGAAACCCUGUGCGGCGAGCCGCCAUCUUGGAUAAGGCAGCUCCUACUUGAAGCCAGGAUAACCCGUAAAAACACCUUCUCUGAAUAGCUCAACUCUAACGUCUUAAAGCUUCAUUUCUGAGCCACGAUGGCCACCGCACCAUACAACUAUUCCUACAUUUUUAAAUACAUCAUUAUUGGGGACAUGGGGGUAGGGAAGUCAUGUUUGCUUCACCAGUUCACGGAAAAGAAAUUCAUGGCAGACUGCCCCCACACGAUCGGCGUAGAGUUUGGCACGAGGAUAAUUGAGGUGAGCGGCCAGAAGAUCAAGCUGCAGAUCUGGGACACGGCCGGACAAGAGCGCUUCCGGGCGGUGACCCGCUCAUACUACCGUGGCGCGGCGGGGGCGCUGAUGGUGUACGACAUCACGAGGAGAAGCACGUACAACCACCUCAGCAGCUGGUUGACCGACGCCAGAAACCUCACCAAUCCCAAUACCGUGAUCAUUCUCAUAGGAAACAAAGCUGACCUGGAAGCCCAGCGAGACGUCACAUAUGAGGAAGCAAAACAGUUUGCAGAGGAAAAUGGUCUGCUUUUCCUGGAGGCCAGUGCAAAAACAGGUGAAAACGUGGAGGACGCCUUCCUGGAGGCGGCCAAGAAGAUCUACCAGAACAUCCAGGACGGCAGCCUGGACCUGAAUGCGGCCGAGUCAGGCGUCCAGCACAAGCCGUCGGCCCCGCAAGGCGGGCGGCUAACCAGCGAACCACAGCCUCAGAGGGAAGGCUGCGGCUGCUAAUGACCAAGCAAGGACAUCUCCCUCGUCUGCAUCUCUCCCUCCUCUUAAAUCUCCCCUCAGUGUUUUUUUUUUUUGUUUGCUCCUCUUGCACCAAUCAGCUCCCUUUCAUCCAUUAGGCCACACAUGAAUUAAUUACAUGGUUACUGUCACUGCGAUACUUUAUUUUUUACUUGUGCUUUUAUAGCUCUAAAAGACAACUUCUGUAUGAAUUCGACCUACUUCUUACAUUCCUGUAAGAAGGUGGCUUUUAAUUAAAUGUCACCAAGAUGUGAGCCCAAACAGGAAUUGUCUCUUGUGGAAGGAAUACUGUGUGCGUGUGGAAAGAUUUAAAUUAAAAUGACAUCUUUAUAUAUAUUUUUUUGUUUUUAAAAAUCCUUCAUAUCAGUCAUAUCACAAGCAUCAUUGUUGCCUUAUUUUUAUUACAAUUCAUCUUCAUCGUUUGGCUGCUCCUCACACCCAAUUUGGACUUGGACCUGAAUAUAAGACAGGCUGUCUUAUAUUCAGGGGAGUCGUAUUAAAAGCAGCAUGGCCUUGACUUCACGUCAACAAACCUUUAAUGGCCAACUUGUAUAAGGAUAAAUAGCGCACCUAGCAGCAUGCCCUGCUUUCUUUUUAAAAGAACAUCAAAUCCCAAUACUUUCUGCCAAGUUUGGACAGCUGUAAAUAUAAAUAUUGCUAAUUGUUAUUUGCUGGCCGUGUACAGUUGAUGUGCUAGUAGUGGGUUGCCUGUAAUUCACUGCAUUCUGGGGACAUUCUGUAACAUAGUUUCUAUUAUUAAAUGUAUGUAAAGGAGGCACGCACACAUCACACACACACACACAACUAAUCCCACCUUCCAUCCGCACACUACUGAACUUGCCAGAUUCUGAUUAUGAAAACUUGUAUUUAUGUUUAACAUUUAACUCUGCUUUGUACAGAGGUACUUUUUAUUGUUUAUAUAUUAUAUUUUCCCCCACCUGAUUCGUGGGGAGGAGUCCUGCAUCACUGUCUUAACUCUUUGCUAGUGGGUAAGUUGAUGGGGUCUUCCUUUUCCCGUCUGCUGUCUUGAGUGGCCACUUCCUGCUUUUGUCUGUCCAGAAAAAAGAAACAACGUACAUAUGUAUAAAUUUUUGAAAGAAACCGGAGCCGUGCUAACAUUUAAAUGCAUUCAUUUUCCGUGUGUAUGAUUUUAAAGUGUUGACAUUUUGAUUUAAUGACAAAAAAAAUUUACUCUAGACAGAAGGAAAACAAGAAAUAAAUUAUACAUAACCUGUU
Molecule: messenger RNA, 2091 nt
Organism: Doryrhamphus excisus (bluestripe pipefish)
Lineage: Eukaryota; Metazoa; Chordata; Actinopteri; Syngnathiformes; Syngnathidae
Gene: rab14l
Product: RAB14, member RAS oncogene family, like
Biological process (GO): Golgi to endosome transport; phagosome maturation; defense response to bacterium
Cellular component (GO): recycling endosome; trans-Golgi network; phagocytic vesicle
Molecular function (GO): GTPase activity; GTP binding
Source: RefSeq, a predicted model, not a curated record